This is a messenger RNA of Paraphaeosphaeria sporulosa, 3052 nucleotides long. RefSeq names its product pre-mRNA-splicing factor syf1. Gene Ontology annotation, molecular function: protein binding. The transcript has 2 exons. NCBI's taxonomy places the organism in Eukaryota, Fungi, Ascomycota, Dothideomycetes, Pleosporales, Didymosphaeriaceae. Bases 85 to 2598 code for a protein of 837 amino acids. Gene Ontology annotation, biological process: generation of catalytic spliceosome for first transesterification step; mRNA splicing, via spliceosome. Gene Ontology annotation, cellular component: Prp19 complex; post-mRNA release spliceosomal complex; U2-type catalytic step 2 spliceosome. The record is from RefSeq and is a predicted model, not a curated record.
CCACCUUCGACGGCCACCUCGAGCACGCACGAUUCCCUCGCCCUUGCCCUCCGCGGGCUCUCCUACGCCUUUGCCGGCGACACAAUGCCCGGCGAGCUGCUCCGCACCGUGACGGCGAGCCUCUCGCGGCCGCCCAAGCGCAAGAUGGAGCGCUCCAGCGACCUCUUUCUCAUCAACGACCAGGAUGUCGCGUACGAGCAGGACAUCCAGCGCAAUCCCGGCAGCGUCAAGCCGUGGCUGGACUACUACGGCUUCAAGAAGUCGCGCGGCAGCCUGCUGGAGCAGGCGUUUGUGCUCGAGCGCGCGUGCACCACGCUGCCGCGCUCCUACAAGCUCUGGAAGCUCUACCUCGAGCUGCGCACCAAGCACCUCGAGAAGAAGAACCCCGCCAAGUACGCGCCGCACUACGUCAAGGUCAAUGCCCUGUUCGAGCGCGCCCUCGUGCUGCUCAACAAGAUGCCGCGCAUCUGGGAGAUGUACCUCAACUUCCUCAUGCAGCAGCCCCUCGUCACCACCACCCGCCGCACCUUCGACCGCGCCCUGCGCGCACUCCCCCUGACGCAGCACAACCGCAUCUGGGCGCUCUACAGGCCCUUCGCCACCUCUGCGUCCGGGGAAACGGCCGUCAAGAUAUGGCGGCGCUACAUGCAGAUACACCCGGAAGAUGCGGAAGAUUUCAUCGAGCUGCUCAAGGACAUGCGCAAGUACACAGAGGCCGUCAAAAAGUACAUGGAGAUUCUUAACAACCCCAAGUUCAAGAGCAAGGAGGCAAAGGGACCCUUCCAGUUCUGGACUGAGAUGAUUGAUCUACUCAUCGACCACGCCAAGGAUAUCGAAACCGGCGACGACAGCGGCAUUGAUGUCGAGAAGAUUAUCAGGAGUGGCAUCUCCAAAUUCCCUGAUCAGCGUGGUAUCUUGUGGGUCGGACUCGCGCGCUAUUGGAUGAACAAGAACGAGUACGAAAAAGCUCGCGAUGUCUUCGAGGAGGGCAUCACCACCGUCAUGACGGUCCGCGACUUCUCCGUGGUCUUCGACACAUACAUAGAGGCCGAGGAGACCUUGAUUGGAAUUAAGCUGCAAGAGGCUGCUGCUCGGUCCGAUAAGGAGAAAGUGGAUCAAGACGCCGACGCCGAUCUAGACAUCCGGAUGGUCCGCUUCGAGUCGCUAAUGCAGCGGCGACCAUUCCUAUUGAACGAUGUUAUGCUAAGACAAAACCCGCAUAAUGUCAUUGAAUGGGAGAAGCGCGUCGCGUUGUGGGGCGACAACAGCAAAGAGGUGGUGCAGACGUACACCGACGCCAUAGCCGCCAUAAAUCCCAAAAAGGCAGUCGGCAAGUUCCAUGAGCUGUGGACUGCAUACGCAAAAUUUUACGAAGCCGGCGGGGAUAUUCAAAAUGCCCGUGUUAUCAUGGAGAAAGCGGUAAAGGUGCCCUUCAAGUCGGUCGCCGAACUAGCCGAGAUGUGGUGCGAGUGGGUUGAGAUGGAGUUGCGCCACGAGAACUUUGACCGAGCUGUCGAGAUUAUCGCCAAGGCAACACAAGCCCCGAAGAGGUCUACCGUGGACUACUUCGACGAGUCGCUGACCCCGCAGCAAAGGGUACACAAGAGCUGGAAGUUGUGGAGUGUCUAUCUUGAUCUUGUGGAGAGUGUGAGCACACUGGAAGAAACCAAGAAGGUGUACGAGAGGGUAUUCGAGCUUCGCAUCGCCACGCCGCAGACCGUUGUCAAUUACGCCAACCUUCUUGAAGAAAACAGCUAUUUUGAAGAUUCCUUCAAGGUCUACGAACGGGGAUUAGAUCUGUUCAGCUACCCUGUCGCAUUCGAGAUAUGGAACCUGUAUCUGACCAAAGCGGUCGAUCGAAAGAUCGGCAUGGAGCGAUUGAGAGAUUUGUUUGAGCAGGCUGUGGAAGGGUGUCCGCCCAAGUUCGCAAAGGUGCUGUACCUUAUGUACGGUGCUCUCGAAGAAGACCGCGGCUUAGCACGACACGCCAUGCGCAUCUACCAGCGUGCUACCGAGGCAGUCGCUGACGAAGACCGGAUGGAGAUGUUUAACUUCUACAUCACCAAGUCGGCCUCCAAUUUCGGACUCACAUCCACACGCCCAAUCUACGAACGCGCCAUAUCAGCGCUGCCUGACGGCGAGGCCAAGGAGAUGUGUCUCAAGUUCGCCGAGAUGGAAAGACGCUUGGGUGAAAUCGACAGAGCCAGAGCUAUCUAUGGCCACGCGAGCCAGUUCUGCGAUCCGAGGACCAGUCCAGAGUUCUGGAAGAAGUGGGAAUCGUUCGAAGUUCAACACGGAAACGAGGACACUUACAAGGAAAUGCUUCGGAUCAAGCGGAGUGUUCAAGCUCAGUACAACACCGAUGUCAGUUUCAUCGCCUCCCAGGCAGUCGCGCGAGGCCAGCAAAAUGGAAACGGUGAGCACGUCAACGGCGAUGCAGCAGAGGGCGAAGACGCUAUGGCCGCCUUCGAACGUCAAGCAAAAGCUCCUUCCGGCUUCGUCGCUGCCAGCACAGGACCUCAGGGCGGCAACAUCAAAUCCGACGCCGCAGCUCCUGCCGCCAACCCAGACGCUAUCGACCUCGACGAUGAUCUAUGACGACUUUACGAUCCUGCAUAGACAGGCAAGAAGGCCCCUCUCUUUGUGCAUUUUACGGCGUUCUCGGUAUUACUUGCUCUUCACUUACUCUUCAGCUUUUGCUUGCUUGUGUAAAUGUUUCUUUUCUGCCCCUGAUGGGGAUUGAUUUCAAUGUGCCAAGCACAUAUCUCGGGGUGGAUACCUAGUUGCAUACCCGGCGUUGAUACCUGCGGACAGUUCAAAAUGAAGGAUAACAGUGGGCUGGACGAAGCUGGCACGAGGGAUUUCUUUUGUCAGGUUGAGGAAAAAGACAGAUCAACUGUACGGGACUUGAUUGGGUUGUGCGACAGCGCGAGGCUCACACUUUGCUGCUGCGCACAGGACAUGAUGAGCAACCCGGACGCGCAAUUUUCUUCUAUCUGGAUGUCAUAUAUUGAAAGUUUGCCCCUCAAAUUACUCAGAAGACUAUCUCCUC